Malassezia pachydermatis is the source of this 726-nucleotide messenger RNA. Its product is annotated as cwf15 cwc15 cell cycle control protein. Gene Ontology annotation, cellular component: catalytic step 2 spliceosome. Lineage: Eukaryota; Fungi; Basidiomycota; Malasseziomycetes; Malasseziales; Malasseziaceae. Gene Ontology annotation, biological process: mRNA cis splicing, via spliceosome. The transcript has 3 exons. Gene Ontology annotation, molecular function: RNA binding. The coding region runs from base 1 to 726 and encodes 241 amino acids. The record is from RefSeq and is a predicted model, not a curated record.
AUGUCGUCUGCUCAUCGCCCAACAUGGGAGCCGGCUCAGGCCAAGUCGGACCGCUCACACAUGUCGAUGGCGUUCUCGAAGCAUUCGCUUCCUGCCCAGACCAAGCUCAAGUUCCGACGGCCUGGCGACGUGCAGAAACGCUCGCUGCAAGAACUCAAGGACCAAUUGGCAGCAGGCGAAAAACGUGCGUAUGCUCAGCGUCAUCCAGAGGAAGAGUUUGCAUCAGAGGAAGAGUCGAAGCGACAGAAGGUCCUGGCUUCCGCGGAAGAACUGGAUGCAGACGAUGAGGACAUGCACAUCCCGGCCGGCGAAGCUCCCCCGUCACGCACGUUGCAGGAGGACGACGAUGACGACGAUGAUAGUGAUGUCGACAGUGAUGAGGAUGACAGCGACGAGGAAGAUGAUGCAGAGGCUCUGCUACGUGAGCUAGAAAAAAUCAAGCAGGAACGUCGCGAAGAGCAAGAGCGGCGCGAGCAGAGUGAGCAAGCGCAAGAACAGCUUACGCGUGAAGAGGAGAUUGCGCGUGGCAAUCCCCUUCUGAACUUGGAACAAGCGCUUCAUGGCCGCACUACCACCACCUCCGCGCAGCCUGCGCGAUGGGACGAUGAUUUGAUCUUCCGGAACCAAGCGGCCCAAGCAGACAAUGGCCUCAGCAAGCGUGGAUUUGUGAACGAUCUGACCCGCACGGAAUUCCACAAGAAGUUUAUGAGCCGCUAUAUCAAGUAA